AUGGAUGCGCCGGGCCCGGUGUCCCGCAGGGCGGCGGCGGCGGCGGCCACCGUGCUCCUGCGCACCGCCCGGGUGCCCCGCGAGUGCUGGUUCCUGCCCACCGCGCUGCUCUGCGCCUACGGCUUCUUCGCCAGCCUGCGGCCGUCCGAGCCUUUCCUCACCCCGUACCUGCUGGGCAAGGACAAGAACCUGACGGAGAGGGAGGUCUUCAAUGAAAUUUAUCCAGUAUGGACUUACUCUUACCUGGUGCUGCUGUUCCCUGUGUUCCUUGCCACAGACUACCUCCGUUAUAAACCUGUUGUUCUGCUGCAAGGACUGAGCCUUAUUGUUACAUGGUUCAUGCUGCUCUAUGCCCAGGGACUUCUGGCUAUCCAGUUCUUGGAAUUCUUCUAUGGCAUUGGCACAGCCACUGAAAUUGCUUAUUACUCUUACAUAUACAGUGUAGUAGACUUGGGCAUGUAUCAGAAAGUUACAAGUUACUGUCGAAGUGCCACUUUAGUGGGCUUCACAGUGGGCUCUGUCCUAGGCCAAGUCCUUGUCUCGGUGGCGGGCUGGUCCCUGUUCAGCCUGAAUGUCGUCUCUCUCACUUGUGUUUCUGUGGCUUUUGCUGUUGCCUGGUUUCUGCCUAUGCCACAGAAGAGCCUGUUCUUUCACCACGUUCCCUCCUCCUGCCAAGGAGUGAAUGGCAUCAAGGUACAAAAUGGUGGCAUUGUUACCGACACCCCCGCUUCUAACCACCUCCCUGGAUGGGAGGACAUUGAGUCAAAAAUCCCUUUAAAUCUGGAGGAGCCUCCCAUAGAGGAACCGGAAGCAAGGCCAGACCGUCUCCUGGUGUUGAAGGUUCUAUGGAAUGAUUUCUUGAUGUGUUACUCCUCACACCCUCUGCUCUGUUGGUCUGUGUGGUGGGCCCUUUCCACCUGUGGCUACUUUCAAGUUGUGAACUACGCACAGGGCCUGUGGGAGCAGGUGAUGCCUUCUCGCCAUGCUGAUAUCUACAAUGGUGGUGUAGAAGCCGUUUCAACCUUACUAGGUGCUAUUGCUGUGUUUGCAGUUGGUUAUAUAAAAAUAUCCUGGUCAACUUGGGGAGAAAUGACAUUAUCUCUGUGUUCUCUCUUGAUUGCUGCUGCAGUGUAUACCAUGGACACUGUGCAUAACAUCUGGGUGUGCUACGCAUCCUAUGUUGUCUUCAGAAUCAUCUACAUGUUGCUCAUCACAAUAGCCACUUUUCAGAUUGCUGCAAAUCUCAGCAUGGAGCGCUAUGCCCUUGUGUUUGGUGUGAACACUUUCAUUGCCCUGGCAUUGCAGACUCUGCUCACUCUAAUUGUGGUGGAUGCGAGUGGCCUUGGCUUAGAAAUCACCACCCAGUUCCUGAUUUAUGCCAGUUAUUUUGCACUCAUCGCUGUGGUUUUCCUGGCUAGUGGUAUAGUCAGUGUUGUGAAAAAAUGCAGAAAGCAGGAAGAUCCAGAAUCGAGUUCUCAAGAAACUACUUCAUAACACACUGUUGAAGGGCUGCUUAUUGCAAGAACUCUGCACAAGAACUGCCUGGAUAUACUUAAUAUUUUAAAGUUUAGACCAAUAUUUAUGAACAUGCAAUUGCUGGCUUCAAAGCAACCACUCAGCUGACACCUUUAUCCCUGGAGUAACAUGAUGCUUUUGAGAGGAGCCAGAAGUGGAGUUUCUUUCAUGAAUUAUUUGUGAGAGACAAUCCAAGGAUGCCUUUUUUUCCUAAUUCAAGAGUAAACUUGAUUUUGGAAAUCAAGUAAUCCACAGAAGUCAAGCAGCACUUGGUGUUGUAUACUUGAUUAGCAAGGGAAGUAUAGUGCUUUAUAGGUCAUACAUGACUCUAAUCCAGUUAGCUAGACCUUUGGCCAGUGGGACCAGAGCUUUAGAGAGUCCACAGGAUGUUACAAAUCAUGAUAAAAAUGUGUUCUAUCAGCACUUGCCUCUACUCAAUUUCAUUCUGAUUUUAUGUUUCUCUUGUGCAUUUGUGUUUUAACAGAUGAAAGUUGUUCUAUCAAUGGCAAUAUUUGCUCUGUUUUAAUGUUCUGUACUAUAAGAAGUGUCAUUUCUAAUUUUAAAUAUUCAUUGUAUGAAUGUUCUUGGUUCCUGUCUUGAUCAUUAUCUAUUUGUGAAAACAUUCCUUUGAAGUAGAUUUUUGCAUUAUUCAUAUGCUUCCCAGAGAAGCUCAUUUAGUCAGAAAUGAAGGCAAGUUUUAAAGCCUCCUAAUAAUGUAAAUGAAGAGAUCUAAUCAGAAAAUGUUUGUUUGCUUGUCUUUAAUACUUUAUUAUGAUGUACUGUUAAUUCUGUAUGGGAAAAAUCUGUUUGGGCUGAAGAGAGUUAGCCCAUUUUGUAUUUUCAUUCCUUUUUAUUUUCAAAAGAAAAGGACUUUUUCUUUAAAAUAACCUCAUUCUCAUUGAUAGCUUUUAUGUUAUUUUAGUUUUCUUGCCCAAGAUAAAGAUGUCAGUAUGAGUUGGACUAUUCCAAAGCCUUCAUCAUAAACCUAGCCCCUUAUUUCAAUGGGGCAGGAACUAGGAUGAAUGUUUGGACCUUGAAUAAGCCUUUAUUUCUAAGGAUAGAUACCUGGAAUAUUUGCUUAAAUUAAAAUUUGCUAGUGAUCCCAAGAUGCUUGAAAAAACAAGUGUUCUGUCUGCAUUCAAUUCUGAAAUCAUUCUAUCAAGUUUGUGUGAGUCAUGAAAAAUAAAGCCAAUUUUGUUGCCUUAUUAUGAAAAGAAUUUAGGAAGGUGCUUUUAACUAGGGUGUUAACUUUUAAAGAAUGACACAACCGUGUUAAUAGUAGCAAGAUUGCAAAAUCAGGACUGGGAUAUGGCUCCAUGGUGGAGACUGUAUCCCACUUGUGCAAGGCCCUGGAUUUGGUCCCUAGCAAUGUGAACAAAACCAGAAGAGGUAAGCAGCCAUCCUGGAAGCAAAUUAAUAAGGGAAGGAAUAGAUCAUUUCCAUUACCUUCCUUUUUAAUCAAGGGACAGGAAAAAAAUAGUAAGCAAGACGAAGGGGAGUGAUAUCAUGAAGUAACAAACCUCCAGUCUUAUCGUUUGUUUUCAUUUUCUUGGUAUUUAUUUCCUUAACUCUAAUAGGCAAUUGUUUACUUGGAAACAAGUAGAAAGUAGUAUUUGAAGAAUUUUAUUUAAGAUUUAAAAAAAUGAACUGUUGUAUAAUCAAAGAGCUCACAUUACCAAAGCAUUGCUUCCCUGGAAUUUAAUUCCUAGUGUGUGACACCCGGCCUGAACUUUUAUCUGUUUCAUCUUGGCAUGUGGUCAUAUUUGUAGAAUGCUGAAUGCAAUGUGCUGAUUGUACUGUAUGCAAUUUUGCAGAAAAGUGAAAAUAAUUUGUUGUACUUUUUACUCAAUUCUGUAUAGAUUAUAAAAUUAUUUUUACUAAAUAAAUAUUUUACAAUACACUUCACUUUUAAA
This is a messenger RNA of Dipodomys spectabilis (banner-tailed kangaroo rat), 3428 nucleotides long. RefSeq names its product solute carrier family 19 member 2 (gene Slc19a2). Gene Ontology annotation, cellular component: plasma membrane. Gene Ontology annotation, biological process: transmembrane transport; vitamin transport. The record is from RefSeq and is a predicted model, not a curated record. NCBI's taxonomy places the organism in Eukaryota, Metazoa, Chordata, Mammalia, Rodentia, Heteromyidae. Gene Ontology annotation, molecular function: vitamin transmembrane transporter activity. The coding region runs from base 1 to 1494 and encodes 497 amino acids. The transcript is spliced from 6 exons.